Molecule: messenger RNA, 2956 nt
Organism: Schizosaccharomyces cryophilus OY26
Lineage: Eukaryota; Fungi; Ascomycota; Schizosaccharomycetes; Schizosaccharomycetales; Schizosaccharomycetaceae
Product: homoaconitate hydratase Lys2
Exons: 1
Coding region: 75-2150 (691 amino acids)
Biological process (GO): L-lysine biosynthetic process
Molecular function (GO): 4 iron, 4 sulfur cluster binding; homoaconitate hydratase activity
Source: RefSeq, a predicted model, not a curated record
GUCUCUCCCUUCCCUAUUUUGUAAAUUGAUAUCGCCAUCUGCAAUUCUAACCUUUGCGAGCAUAUAGGGAUCCAAUGCAAAUGUUGCGCAUUGGUCAGACAAAAGUCCAUUUAAAGGGGUUCUCUUACUCUUUUCGUGGCUAUGCCACGGUAAAGAAACCUUCUCAAACGAUUACUGAAAAGAUCGUCCAAAGGUUUGCGCAGAACCUUCCUGAGGGAAAGUUUGUUCGUUCCGGUGAUUAUGUGACAAUCAAACCAAAGCAUUGUAUGUCACACGAUAAUUCUUGGCCGGUCGCAUUGAAGUUUAUGGGUAUUGGUGCUGAAAGAGUAUUUGAUAAUCGUCAAGUAGUUUGUACUUUGGAUCACGAUGUCCAAAAUAUGAGUGAAGCGAAUCAGCGUAAGUACAGAAACAUUGAGGCUUUUGCGAAAGGGCAGGGUAUUGAUUUCUAUCCUGCUGGUCGAGGCAUUGGUCAUCAGAUUAUGGUUGAACAAGGAUACGCAAUGCCUGGUAGCUUAGCUGUCGCUAGUGAUUCACAUUCCAAUACCUACGGUGGCGUUGGUUGUUUAGGCACCCCUAUUGUUCGUACAGAUGCAGCUGCUAUUUGGGCUACAGGCCAAACUUGGUGGCAGAUUCCACCCAUUGCUCGUGUUAAUCUUGUUGGCCAAUUACCCAAGGGUUUAUCAGGGAAAGAUAUCAUUGUCUCUCUUUGUGGUGCUUUCAAUCAUGACGAAGUCUUAAACCAUGCCAUUGAGUUUUCUGGUGAGGGCCUAAGCAGUUUGGACAUUGACUCUCGUCUUACCAUUGCCAAUAUGACUACGGAGUGGGGGGCACUCUCUGGUUUGUUUCCUACUGACAAUAAGGUCUUUGAAUGGUACGAAAAUCGUCUCGCAUUUUUAGGCCUUAAUCAUCCAAGAGUCAACCGCAAAGCACUUGAUGAUAUGAAAUCCAAUCCAAUUAUCCCUGAUGAAGGCGCUUAUUAUGCUAAGUAUCUUACUUUGGACCUUGGCACUCUUUCUCCUGUCGUCUCUGGACCAAAUUCUGUAAAAGUUUACAAUUCCGCUGCCAAACUUGAAGGGGAAAAUAUUCCAAUAAAAAAGGCUUAUUUAGUUUCCUGUACGAAUGGCCGACUUUCCGAUAUACAUGAUGCUGCUGAAGUAGUUCGCGGCAAGAAGGUUGCUGAUGGUGUAGAAUUCUAUGUCGGUGCCGCAUCAAGUGAAGUGGAGGAGGCAGCCAAGAACAAUGGCGAUUGGCAAGUUCUUAUCGAUAGUGGCGCUCGUGCUCUCCCUGCUGGUUGCGGUCCUUGUAUCGGUCUAGGUACCGGAUUAUUAAAGGAAGGUGAAGUUGGAAUCAGUGCCACAAAUCGUAACUUUAAGGGUCGUAUGGGUAGCCGUGAGGCUUUAGCUUAUUUAGCUUCUCCUGCUGUUGUGGCUGCUUCUGCUAUUUCUGGAAAGAUUGUUGCUCCCGAAGGAUUUAAGGAUUCUGUUCAUCAAGUUUCUGCUAUUGAUAUCACUGAGAAAAUGAACACCGGCAGUAAUUCAAUGAAUGAGGCUGGUGUAUCUGAUUCUGAGACUGCCAUUAUUGAAGGUUUCCCUGCUUCUGUAUCCGGUGAAAUCGUAUUUUGUGAUGCUGACAACUUGAAUACUGAUGGCAUUUAUCCUGGUCGUUAUACCUAUAGAGAUGACAUAUCCAAAGAAGAGAUGGCUAAAGUUUGCAUGGAAAAUUACGAUGUCGAUUUUGGAAAGAAAACAAUGCCUAAUGAUAUCUUAGUAAGUGGUUUCAACUUUGGUUGUGGUUCUAGUCGUGAACAAGCAGCCACUGCUAUAUUAUCUCGAGGAAUUCCUCUCGUCGUCGGUGGAUCUUUUAGUGAUAUUUUUAAACGUAACUCUAUUAAUAAUGCCUUAUUGGCUGUUCAAUUGCCGGAGCUUAUUCAGAAACUUCGUACAGCUUUCGCAAAGAGUCCCAAAGAACUUACUCGCCGUACAGGUUGGCAUCUGAAUUGGGAUGUUCGUAAAAGCCUUGUUGAAAUCAGUACUGCUGAUGGAAAGAAACUAUCCUGGCGAAUUGGCGAGCUUGGUAACUCUGUACAAAGUCUUUUCGUUCGUGGAGGUCUUGAAGGCUGGGUUAAACAUGAAAUAUCUGAAUCCUCAUAAUUCUAAUAAUGGUCAUUUUGUUUUCUUGUUUCGUUUCUUAGACUUAACUUUCUAUAGAUGGUACACAUUCUUUCAUAUCUGAAAUGUUGCUUUUGGUUUUGGAUAUCAGGCUUUCUGUUAAUAAAUAAUGAAUGGUAUAGCAUUCUUUCUUUAUGUACAUAAGAGUUCGCAAAAUUAUUCCAGAAAUAUCAUCAACUUUUCAUUUGCAAACCAUUCUUGCUAAUGUAUAUCAAGGAUCUCAUCUUUGUUCGUACAUAUUUAUUUAGUUUUUUGUUUUUUUGAAAAAGUCUUAUCUUGCCCAGAUUCGUCUUCAGAAAAACUUUGAUAUAGAGGUUUUGGUUGUGUUUGCGUAUACAUUCUGGUAAACAUUGGUUCAGAUUCGGCAACAUCGGCAUACUUGAAUAAAGCCUCUCGAGGAUCCUCGUCUUUCAUAGCCGCUAGGGGAACGUCGCUGGUAUUAUUUUCUUCGACCAGGCGGCCAAGCUCAGGCUGUCGAGAGCGCUUGGGAUCUUUCCGGGCUGCAUUACGUUGGCGACGAGCAUUAAAGUAAUAGUUUGUUACUGAAUCGUUUGUUUCCUCAACCAACCCAAAGUCAUUGACUCCUCCGACAGAGCCGCUUAAAGCAUUAAUAUGUACCGUAUUUUGUAAAUCAUCAUCGACAUGCUUUACUUUUGGUGGUUUAGAAGCAGAAUCUUUAAUACCCCGAACAGACUCAGAUGCAGAAAAUAAAAUAAUAGAGUCUCCCAUAGACAUCCCAAUACCAAUCUGGUUUAUUUUUUCGUUCCAAGAUACAGCAGUAAUUGAAU